Molecule: messenger RNA, 1525 nt
Organism: Musca domestica (house fly)
Lineage: Eukaryota; Metazoa; Arthropoda; Insecta; Diptera; Muscidae
Product: inactive ubiquitin carboxyl-terminal hydrolase MINDY-4B
Exons: 8
Coding region: 100-1329 (409 amino acids)
Biological process (GO): protein K48-linked deubiquitination
Molecular function (GO): K48-linked deubiquitinase activity; cysteine-type deubiquitinase activity
Source: RefSeq, a predicted model, not a curated record
UUAGGCAAGUCUACUUGGGUGUCUGGCAAAUGAAAGUGAAAUUAAAAGGCAUUUAACAGCCGUCGACAGAAGACGAGAUUUUGAAAUAUCCACGGCAAGAUGGCAAAUCAGUUUAAGGCUCAGGGAGCUGAGGCCAUUACACCCGAAUUGGCAAUGGAAUUAAGGCAACUGGUCUUUGGCACCUCGGCCAUACCCAUGCGAGCCGAAUGGACCCAGACUCCAUUUACAUUUGGUUCACCCAAGGAGGAAUAUGCCUAUGGCUUGCGUAGUCCACGCAAUGCCACCCGGGGACUUUUAUCGGUUGUCCAGGGAUUUGUGGUGAAGCAUUUACUCUUCGCCCGAAAGACCACAAGGGCAGCGGCAAUGGCAGAUCCCCUAUCCCCCACAGCAGACAUGCAAAGAGAUGCCUUGAUAUCGGCGUUAAUAGAAAUUUUGCGUAUUAUUGCCGAUAAAGAUAAAGUGGUAAUGGUGUUACCCUCACCCGACGAUGAAUGUUUCGUGGAUCAUAGUGCUUUGUAUUUUCAUGAUGGCGUCACGGAAAAGCUCUACAUUUUCACAUUGAAUCAAAAUGAGGAAUUGGAAUUUUUUAUCAAGAGGCAUUUUAAAGUUUUCACCGAAGAAGCUUCUCCAGGAACGUUGCUCUUCUUGUACAGUGCCGUAUUGACACGCACCAUGGGACGAGUUCGCAGUGACUUGGAUUCCACCAAGGUCGUACCGCUGACCAUGAGCAACAAUGAGGAGGGCUCAUUGAUGAUUGUAACCUUGCUGUUGACGGGAAGGGCCACACCCUACAUACACAAUGGGGUGGUAAAUGUGGGCGAUGAAAAUAGCUAUGCUGUUCCCCAAUAUGGUGUCCUCAAUCGCUGUGCCAUUGGCUUAAUGCUCUGGGAAGGUGAAAGUGGUCAAAGUAACCUUGUGGCCCGCCAGCCGGGCUCCCGUCUCAAAACACCCAACUACCCCAUAUGGAUAACCCUGUGCGCCGGCCAUUUUGGUGUUAUGUUCAAUCGCAAUCCAGAUUUACUAAGGAAUUAUCAUGCCGAAUCCCGUUUCGACCUCUACUAUUAUAGCUGUUCGGGUCGCGAAAUACUCAUGACCAUCGAUAACCGAUCAUAUAAUGAUCAGGCAACGGGUAUGUUGGAACGGCAAAUGUCUACAACAGAGACCACUUCGCUGUCGGGUAAACCCAAAGAUGAUAAGGAGGAAAUUAAGGAGGAAUUGGCCGUGAAUACGCCGUUACAGAAAUUGAUUCACACCAAAUGGGAAGAGGCCCAGGUGCGUUUUCAUGCCCAACCAUCGACAUUGAGCUAUUUGUUUAGCACUCAACAGUAGAGGAGUGGAGCGGAUGUGGCAAAUUGAUGGAGAGAAGAAGUGAGAGAGAGAGAGAGAGGAGUACAUUAUAUUAAUGCUUUAUUUGCUUUGAGCUUUUUUUAGGCGGGAUCAACCAAAGACUAGAUUUUCAUUACUUUAUAAAAAUCAAAAGAACAAUAUUCUCAGAAUAAAUCCUAUGCUUCAAAAGCACUAAAUA